Molecule: messenger RNA, 1066 nt
Organism: Camponotus floridanus (Florida carpenter ant)
Lineage: Eukaryota; Metazoa; Arthropoda; Insecta; Hymenoptera; Formicidae
Gene: crim
Exons: 3
Coding region: 214-678 (154 amino acids)
Biological process (GO): sleep; positive regulation of voltage-gated potassium channel activity; regulation of synaptic transmission, cholinergic
Source: RefSeq, a predicted model, not a curated record
UUCGGAAUACAGAAAAUAUGGAGUGGGAGUAGCGAAUGUUCACAAUCAGAUCUGAGUAUUCUGAGUGUGAAAGAUCAUGAUGUUUUUAUAUGUAUAGUGCACAAGCACGCGCACUUGUCACAUAUUUGUUCAUAUUUAUAAACAAGUGAGAGAGAGCGCUACAUUGUAUAAAAUAAAAUAUAAAAUUACAUAAAUUUUUAUAACGCAAUAAUAAUGAGUAAAGUUCUCUUUACAAUUCUUUUUUUGAUCUUGGCAAGUCAAGGCGAUAGCUUGUAUUGUUACAGAUGUAACAGUAAUCAUCCUGGAUGUGGAACACCUUUAAAUUGGUUAUGGUAUUGGGGAGAAACUUGUCCAGAAUAUGAUGACAAAUGUGUGAAAAUUAUUGAACGAAAAGGAGCCGAAACAAUUAUUACACGUGAAUGUCUAAGCUCUGUACGUAGCUUUAGAACAGAUAUUCCUGCAGAUCAUUACGAGGGUUGUAGACCUGCUGCUAAAGAUGUACGAUUAGGCCAUUAUGUUAAUAAUAGUAUUCAUCAGUUAGAUAUACACCGCGAUUAUUACGAUGAAGUUACUUGGUGUUUCUGUUACUUUGAUCAUAGAUGUAAUAGUGCAAAGAAAGCAACCGUUUCAAUAUUGUUUGUAACUUUAAUAAUUGCCAUAGAAUAUUUUAUAUCUUGAGAUUAUUACUCAAUCUCUUACGAAAUGUUCAAAAGCACUUUAAUAAUACCUUCAGAAAGGAAAAAUUUACAAGAUAUAUCUAUUAUUAUCUGCCAUUAUAUUACAUAGAUAAUUAUGAUAUUCUUUAAGAAAUAAUUUAAAUGUGAAAUUUUGAAUAAGUUGAGAUUAUAACUUCUCAAAUAAGGAACAGAGAGUAGAACUUAUAGUAGAGGAAAUUAUUUAGUAGCAAUUGAACAUGAUUGAUUCUUACUUUACUUUCAAAUCCAGCAAAUCAGCAUUGAAUGUUACAAGAAUAUAACAGUUUUCUCUGCUGAACACAGCCAAUGUUAACAAAUAAGAGUAGCUAAAGUUUUAAGUUAGAUGUGAUACAAUAAAGGACAAAAAUAUG